Penicillium cataractarum is the source of this 1554-nucleotide messenger RNA. RefSeq lists its product as uncharacterized. Lineage: Eukaryota; Fungi; Ascomycota; Eurotiomycetes; Eurotiales; Aspergillaceae. The record is from RefSeq and is a predicted model, not a curated record. The annotation marks the transcript as partial. The transcript is spliced from 3 exons.
AUGGAAUUCACUACAGAAGCGAUCUUGAAGCCUCUCCGCCAGCGCGGCUUUGUUCAGGGAACCAAGUACUCCAUCAAUGGCAUUCCCACGUGUCUUUCAUUUACAGGUGUUCGAUAUGCUUUGCCAUCAAAGCGAUGGACAAGAGCCAAGCCUCUCUCAUCGUCCUUCACUUACGGCACUAGAGAAAAUCCAGGUCAAUGUGCUUCCGUAUCGGCGGUGUGUCCCCAAAUGGAAUGGGACGGAACCUUUAAUGAAGCUUCAUGGAGUGAAGACUGCUUCCAAACCAACAUCUGGAUGCCCAACGAAGAUCCUCCGGAAGAGGGGUGGCCAGUUAUGGUUUUUCUCCACGGAGGAUGGCUUCAGUCAGGUACGCCAAACGAAUUUAAGCCAGCGUCUUUGAUUGGAGAAGGAGGCCUUAAGGCAGUGAUUGUCCUGCCUGCUUACCGACUUGGCGUAUUUGGAUUUCUAUAUUGCGCGCAACUUGAAGAGGAAGCCAACGCCAACUUAAAUUCUACGGGAAACCUUGGGUUUUGGGACCAGCGCUUAGCCCUGGAGUGGGUUUCUGAAAAUAUUUCCCUCUUCGGUGGUGACGCGAACAAUAUCACCCUCGCAGGUUACUCAGCCGGGGCUUACUCCGCUUUCCAUCAACUUGCAUAUGAACUCAAUACUCCCACUAGAUGCAUCAUUAAGCGUCUCUGCAUGUGGUCUAAUGGGCCUGGAGUCCAACCCAAGUCACCCAGCGAGGCGCAAGUGCAAUUUGAUCAAUUAGUUACGGCGCUGAAUAUUCCAAAUACCUUUUCGUCCACUGAAACUCUUGCCAAAUUGAGGAGUUUGUCCUCGAAGGAAAUUCUUCAAAGAGCACUCUCGAUUCCCGCCCAUCAAUUCCGGCCUACAACCGACGGCGCAUUUAUCACUCCAAAUGUUAUUACCAAUCUUGGAACCCUCGCACAAACUCUCGUCGAACGGAAAAUCCCUUUGAUGAUUGGAGAAUGUAGAGACGAGCACGUGUUGUACGAAAUGUGGAGGCCUCCAGCUAAGAAUACUUGGGAAGGACUGCGUGACCGUCUAAUAGCAGAAUACCCCGAGCACAUUGCCAAUGGCCUCAUGGAAAUUUACUUUCCAAAUAGGGAGCUUCCGUCCAAAUUUGAAGAUUGGAAGCAUGCUUUUGGGUUUCUUUAUGCCGAUAUGCAGGUACACAGGCUUGGAAGAGGUCUAGUGAAGACGGUAGCCCACCAUGGGGGUGAAGAGCUCCUAUACCGGUAUCGGAUUGAGUAUCGGAUGAAAUGCGUGGACUCCUUUCUGCCCGCGGAGCUAGGUGUGACUCAUGGUACAGAUCAGGCUAUUUGGUUUUGGGGUGGCGGGCGGGCGAUUCCCGAAGAAGAAAAGCUAGUAAUAAAGCGAGCGCUUGUUGGUCCGCUCCACGAUUUUGUCGCUGGUAAGCAUGUCGACUGGGGAACUUCUGACUGCAGAACUAUCCGAAAACUCACUAGCACGGGGGAAGUCGAGAUUUGGAAAGAUGCCCUCUGGGAAGAGCAUGAUCCUGUGUGGAAUUUA